Molecule: messenger RNA, 525 nt
Organism: Uloborus diversus
Lineage: Eukaryota; Metazoa; Arthropoda; Arachnida; Araneae; Uloboridae
Product: protein GVQW3-like
Exons: 1
Coding region: 1-525 (174 amino acids)
Molecular function (GO): nucleic acid binding
Source: RefSeq, a predicted model, not a curated record
AUGUCGUUAUUAGAGCAACGUGGCAAUAUUAAAUUCUGUGUGUUGCUGGAGAAAUCACCCUCAGAGACUCUUGAGAUGCUGAGAAAAGCAUACGGAAACUCUGCGAUGAAGAAAUCGGCAGUUUACGAGUGGCACAAGCGUUUCCUUGGCGGUCGCACAACAAUUGAAGAUAAUGUUCGGACUGGGCGGCCUUCCACUUCCACUACAGAUGACAAUAUUGAGCGCGUUCGAAAACUAGUGCGUGCGGACAGGCGAACAAACAUCGAUACUAUUGCCUCCGAACUUGGUAUUUCACUUGGGAGUGUUCACAGCAUUCUUCAUAAUGACUUGAACAUGCAUCGUGUUUGCUUACACAUGGUUCCGAAAAUGUUAUCCCCUGAGCAAAAGGAAAUGAGAGUGACCAUGUCCAGGGACUUGAUUGGAAUGGCUGAUGCAGACGACAGCUUCCUGCGCAAAAUUAUAACAGGUGAUGAAACUUGGUGCUUUCUUUACGACUCUCAGACGAAACGGCAGUCUGCUGAAUAG